AGGAAAGCAUUCAGCCAGCUGCUUCUAGAUCUUCCUUGCAGCAUUAAGAGCUUCUGUUCAUUCCCCCCACUCUCCCUCCUCCUGCACAGCCUUUGUGUCAGCUUCAGUGCUAAGAGAACGAGCUAUGCUUUGCCCAGACAGAGAAUGGCACCGCAGCCGCAAGUGCUUCUACAAUGUACUGAGAUGGAACCAGAUACACGUGAGGGCACACAGCAAGGUGUGAUAAUUGUUCGGUGUGACAUUAGAUGGAGAUAUACUGUGUAGAAGGGAGGAGGCAGGCUGUCUCGUUUACAGCCCCACACAGGCGCAGAUAAUAGUCUUGUAAAACCUGCAGGCGGGGCUCUUCAGUACUUCUCUACAUGUACAGCAGUGACAGCGGCAGCACUACAGCCUGGGAGAAGAAGCUUCAGAGGCAGAGGUUUCUCUCCUCCUGCUCCUUGACUACCUGCACAGCUUCACCUUAUGCUCACCUAUCUAGAGCUCAGACAAAGGGAAAUGAAAUGGAAGUGUCACGUCUGUUGCUCAGUGAAAGCCUGCCCUCGCUAGCUUUUUAUGAACAGCCUUUAAUCUGAUCUGAUGACAUCUCUGCAACCUGUUUACCCUCAACUGAGAGGGAUUAUUUUCAUUUGUGAUUAUUAGGAGGAGGAAGAGCUGUCUCUUUGUGUUUUCCAAUGGAGCAGAUGAAGAAAAUGUAAAUGAGCAGUCAGGAUAAAGCUAACAGUUCUUACAAAGACAGUGGCACAAGAAGGGUGGAGCCCAGUGUUUGUAUGGAUGCCCAGCAUUAGCAAUCUUAACUUUUUCUAACUGCUUGUGCUCCAAUACUGGAAUGGCUUCAGCGUUGUCCUUUGCAUGAUAUAUGCAUUCAGUACUACACCUGUAAAGAAAGGUGUAACUUAAUCCCAAGCGCUGUGUCAUUUUACACCAUAUCAUUUAUCCCUGCUUUUGUCUAGCACUCUUGGAUCAAGUGACAUGUAUGGAGCAAUCAGUUUAUUUCUUGGAUUUUAACUGAAUGUUUCAUUACAAACAUGCAGUUACCGUUUUACUCCCUUUUUUUUGCUUUCUUUGGAACUUCUGUAGUAAUCAACCAUGAACUGCAUGACUUCAAUAAUAUGCAACAUGAAGAUGGCUCAAGAUGGUGCCAUGAUCUCUCUCCUUCACCUGACAAAGUUUAUUCUAGAACAACAAGCAGCCACACUGAUGAUGAGAGCUCUACCCGUCAAGGUAUUUUAAGGAAUAUUCUUUGUAAAUUUAUAAAUGGGAGAUUACGGAAGUCCAUAGAGCCUAUACUGGCUGAACAAAAUAUAAACCAGCAAAAUGACAAGCAAGAAGGAAACAGAACACCUGCAACACACAUGCAAUAUGAAAGCUUCCCCUGGGUGCCUAGAAAGGUGAGCACCACAGCCAUGUACACCAGGUAUAGUGCUGAUAUACCAGACAAUGGGGAAAACAUCCAUUCUAGGAAUAAAAGAGAAAGCUAUGAGCAGCAAUGGAAGAAAAGAAAUGAGAACUUAAACAUAAUCCACAAUGAUAAAAUUCAUUUAGUGGAUAUGAAUGAAACUGUGCAAACACCAAAUGCAGGAAAAGAGACUGAACCCCAAACAUUAUUCUUAAAUGGAUCAAUUCCCUAUGCAACCAAUGAUUUAAAAGUGUUUUCCGAUAAUAUGGAAAUUAAUCAAGAUUUGGUGCCAAAAAAUGCAACCAAUAAAAAACUGCACAUAAAGAACCCAUUUUACCCACUAACAGAAGAUUCCUAUGGUGCUUAUGCAGUUAUGUGCUUAUCCAUUAUUAUAUUUGUUAUUGGGAUUAUGGGCAACAUGGCUGUGAUGUGCAUAGUUUGCCACAAUUACUAUAUGAGAAGUAUAUCCAACUCGCUUUUGGCAAACUUGGCCUUCUGGGACUUUUUGAUUAUUUUUUUCUGCCUUCCAUUGGUAAUAUUUCAUGAACUAACGAAAAAAUGGCUACUGGAGGAUUUCUCUUGCAAAAUCAUUCCAUAUAUUGAGGUUGCCUCUCUCGGAGUCACCACAUUUACAUUGUGUGCACUUUGCAUUGACCGAUUCCGUGCUGCCACUAAUGUACAGAUGUACUACGAAAUGAUUGAGAACUGCACAUCCACAACUGCCAAGCUAGCUGUUAUAUGGGUGGGUGCUCUUCUUUUAGCGCUGCCUGAGGUCGUCCUUCGGCAAUUAACCAAGGAUGAGUCAGCAAUAAGUGUCAACACUCUCUCUGAGCGCUGUGUUGUUAAAAUUUCCACUGAUCUUCCGGAUAGUAUUUAUGUCUUAGCUCUUACAUAUGACAGUGCAAGACUGUGGUGGUACUUUGGCUGUUAUUUCUGUUUGCCCACUCUUUUCACAAUAACAUGCUCAUUGGUAACAGCAAGGAAAAUCAGAAGAGCAGAAAAAGCGUGUACAAGAGGAAACAAGCGUCAAAUUCAACUUGAAAGUCAGAUGAACUGUACUGUAGUAGCCCUCACAAUAUUGUAUGGCUUUUGCAUAAUCCCUGAAAAUAUCUGUAACAUUGUAACAGCUUAUAUGUCCACUGGGGUAUCCAGGCAGACGUUGGAUCUUCUUCAUCUAAUCAGCCAGUUUCUUUUGUUCUUUAAAUCAUGUGUUACCCCUAUCCUUCUUUUUUGCCUUUGCAAGCCUUUCAGUCGGGCUUUCAUGGAAUGCUGCUGUUGCUGUUGUGAUGAAUGCAUUCAGAAGUCCUCAACUGCAACAAGUGAUGAUAAUGACAAUGAAUAUACUACAGAGCUGGAACUUUCCCCUUUCAGUACUAUACGUCGUGAAAUGUCCACAUUUGCUUCUGUUGGAACUCAUUGUUAAAACCUUUUUGUCUAUACACCUGUAUUUGUAAAUAUUCUGUGUAUUACAUUUUAAAUAAUUUUAGUUUAUGGUUUUUUAAUGAAACACUUGUGCAAGAACACUUUUCGUAUCUAUAUUUAUUAUGUUUUAGGUCUCCUAACAGGGUAUGUUUCCGAGAAACUAUUAACAUGUUUCUGCACCUUAAUUAGGUAGUUGAUAGCUUUUUGAUAAUCACACCCAUAACUUUUUAAAGUAUUAUAUAUAAAUCUAGGUGAAAUGAUUAUAUUCCAAGGUGGUUUGCACUGAAAUGAAAUAUUGUAAUGUUUAGUUAAAACAUUUAAAAAAAAUUGCUGUUUAAUAAAUUUUAUUUUGUUUUUAUUAAA
Messenger RNA from Pseudophryne corroboree (corroboree frog), 3181 nucleotides. RefSeq names its product G protein-coupled receptor 37 (gene GPR37). Gene Ontology annotation, biological process: positive regulation of MAPK cascade; adenylate cyclase-inhibiting G protein-coupled receptor signaling pathway. The record is from RefSeq and is a predicted model, not a curated record. Bases 1026 to 2819 code for a protein of 597 amino acids. Gene Ontology annotation, molecular function: prosaposin receptor activity; G protein-coupled peptide receptor activity. The transcript is spliced from 3 exons. Lineage: Eukaryota; Metazoa; Chordata; Amphibia; Anura; Myobatrachidae. Gene Ontology annotation, cellular component: plasma membrane; signaling receptor complex.